Messenger RNA from Choloepus didactylus (southern two-toed sloth), 890 nucleotides. RefSeq names its product small nuclear ribonucleoprotein-associated protein B'-like. The transcript is spliced from 2 exons. The record is from RefSeq and is a predicted model, not a curated record. Bases 33 to 467 code for a protein of 144 amino acids. NCBI's taxonomy places the organism in Eukaryota, Metazoa, Chordata, Mammalia, Pilosa, Megalonychidae.
GGGGCGCGGCGGCGAUCCGGGCAGGGUCGCGGAUGCGGGGCCGAGGGCGGGGGGCACCGGGCGGGGCUCUGCCGGGACCCCCCAAACUCCCGGGUACCCCCGGCCUGAGCGCCCCCCGAGUCCGCCCAGGGCUGGGGUCGCGCCCGGCGUCGGGGGCGGGCUCGCGGGGUCCCGCGGGGCGCAGGGCCGCGGUUCAGGACUUCUUCCGCGGCCGGGGCUGGCGCGGGGUCCGGCGGCCUGACCCGGGGAGGCGCCCCCGGACUCGGGGUCACCGGAAGCCGCCCCGCGGGGCACCUGGGGGGGCUCGCCCUGGAGAUCAGCGCCUCCCCCCCCCGGCCUCCAGUGGGGCCGCAGAACGCGGGGCGCCCGCUCCCACCUGGCGACGUCCCCGCGCCGAGCUCAGGCUGCAGCGUCCCGCGCUGGCACAGGUUUCAGCUGAAAGCGAGUUAAAAUACCAGAAUCUGUGAUCAUUCAGACCUGAGCUGCACAGACAUUCACUUCUGGAAAACUUCUGCUGAGCUAGGAACGCAGUGGCCGGAGGCUUCAGGGACUUGGGAUCCAGCCAACCAUCCCUGACGUCUGUCGUCGCCGGCGUUUAUUGAGAGCUGCAGACACACAUGGGUCAUUUCACUUGCUGCGGAAGCAAGCCCUGAGUGGAGUGGGGCUGUCCUACCGUCCACCUUAGGAAACUGAGGCACGGCCCAGCCCCACCCCUUCCCCACUGGCCCUGGGCCCCCAGUGCCACGGAGCUUUGGAUGGGGCCCCAGUAAUGAGGUUGCUUGCUUAGGACCUCAUUUGCUAACUACUUGUUUAAUUGCACUUGGAAAGUUAUCACUUCUAUGUAAAUAGGUUAUAUUCCACAAUAAGAAAAAAAAGUAGCAAAAGCUUAA